AUGGCACUAUUAUACGCACAGGCCGUUCUAUACCUUUUCGCGAAAGAUCUCGAGAUUCAGGUCGGUAAUGCCAUCUUUAUGAAGAAAGGAACUUCUUUUGAUAGUCCUUACAAUACACUGGCCAAGGAUCUAUAUCAAAGCAAAUUGCAACAGCUGGACUUCGAGGCAAAUGAAGCGGCCGCCGUGAAGAUCAUCAACAACUGGAUUAGCAACGUGACACACCGUCGAAUUUUGGAUAUUGUCACCCAUAUAAGCCCCGAGACAUCGAUGUUGAUGGUUAAUACUCUCUACUUCCGAGGACUCUGGGAGGACGCAUUCCAACCGAUGGCUACCAAGAAUCGACCUUUCUUCCCAAAUGGUCUUACUGAGGGUUCGAUCGAUGUGCCUAUGAUGGCCAAGAGUGGCUGCAUGCCAUACUACUUCUGGCCGGAGGAGAACAUCCACCUUCUGGGUAUACCGUACAAGCAGAACGUUACAAUGUACAUCCUCAUGCCGACGAAUUCGACCCGCAGUUUGGUACAAGAGCUCCAGGGGAAAAUCGAUGCGAAUACGAUGAACAAUUUGAUUGCGAGAAUGCGAAUGAAGUCCGUCACCCUUCUGUUGCCGAAGAUGCGCUCGUCUAACGCAAUCAGUCUAAAAGAAGUGCUAGAGCAACUGGGCGCACCUUCUAUGUUUAAUCACGAUGAGGCAGACCUAUUUCGUCUAUUUCGUUGGAUCAAUGAAGACGAACGAUAUGAUUCAUAUGGGGACCUAUUGAGUAUACUGCAAGAUACCAAGGAGAACGCAAUACGCAGGCUGCAUCAACGAAACGCAAACUGUACGAAUUACUCCAACAUCGGAGUUGGGCGUUCAGCUUGUUACACGGGUGUACUAUGUGAGUGGGGUGCGGGCUCGUGUGUCUGCUGCUUAGAAAUCGAUCAGGAAGAUGAUUUCCGACGACGUCGGCGAGACACUUCUUUCACCAUAGCAAACGAAAACCAAACAAUCCUUUACGUGAGUGAAAUGCUGCACAAGGUGGACCUGACCGUGAACGAGGUCGGUACGGAAGAAGGCGCUGCCACGACCACGAAUACCGAUCAAAUUGUCUCGCAGAUCACCUUUAGCAUCAAUGGACCCUUCGUAAUGGUGAUUCGAGAGGAAACUACCCGUUUGCCACUGUUCUACGGGACUGUGUACGAUCCGAAGUAG
Anopheles coustani is the source of this 1188-nucleotide messenger RNA. Its product is annotated as serine protease inhibitor 28Dc-like. The record is from RefSeq and is a predicted model, not a curated record. Bases 1 to 1188 code for a protein of 395 amino acids. Gene Ontology annotation, molecular function: serine-type endopeptidase inhibitor activity. Lineage: Eukaryota; Metazoa; Arthropoda; Insecta; Diptera; Culicidae. The transcript has 2 exons.